AUGCCCUGGGACCUCAUCCAGCUCAACUCUGGCUAUACCAUCCCCAGCAUUGCAUUCGGCACAUGGACCCUCGGCAACGGUCAGGGGCCCAUCGACCAGGUCGAGCAAGCGCUCGCGAACGGAUACGACCAUAUCGACACAGCGCAGAGCUACCGCAACGAAGCCGAGGUCGGCACCGCGCUGCACGAGGACGGGAGCGCCCGCGGGGACCUGUUCAUUACUACGAAGUACUCUGGAACGAAUGGGCUGGAUAUCGCGACGUCGAUCCAGAAUAGCCUGGAUAAUGUAACCUGUCCUUUGAUUUCCUUCUACUUUCUUCUUUCCUUUCUUUCUUCGCAAUGCAAGCUCACGAUACGAUCGUGGCACAUACAGCUCGGCACGUCCUACGUCGACCUCUACCUCAUCCACUCCCCGCGCCUCGCCGUGCCCGACAUCCCGACGGCGUGGCGCGAGAUGGAGGACGUGCAUGUGCGGGGACAGGCACGGAGCAUCGGCGUGAGCAACUUCAAUGUCGGACAGCUCGAGACGCUCGUCGCGAGCGCGAAGAUCGUGCCUGCCGUGAACCAGAUCUUACUGCACCCAUACGUCUACCAGCAGCAGCUCCCCAUCCUCGAGUACGCCGCCCAGCACGGUAUCAUCAUCGAGGCGUACUCCGCGCUCAUCCCAGUAACCAAACGCCCCGGCGGACCGCUGGACGCGCCCCUCCGCGAGCUCUCCACGAAGUUCGGCGCAACACCGGACCAGAUCCUGCUCGCGUGGGUGAAGGCCAAGGGCGCUGUCGCCGUGACAACCUCUUCGAAGAAAGCCCGCCUCCAGGGAUACCUCGCCGCCGGCGACAUCGCGCUUUCUCAAGACGACGUCGCCGCUAUCGACAAGGCCGGGGCGAUCGGCGAGCAGCGCGACAAGGCCAAGGGGACGCUGCACAAGCUCGCACUCGGUGCGCUGGUUGGCGCGAGCGUGUUUGGGCUGUGCAGCUACUUCAAUGUUCGGAUUUUCUAA
This is a messenger RNA of Coniophora puteana RWD-64-598 SS2, 999 nucleotides long. Its product is annotated as Aldo keto reductase. The record is from RefSeq and is a predicted model, not a curated record. The transcript is spliced from 8 exons. NCBI's taxonomy places the organism in Eukaryota, Fungi, Basidiomycota, Agaricomycetes, Boletales, Coniophoraceae. Gene Ontology annotation, molecular function: oxidoreductase activity, acting on NAD(P)H as acceptor. Bases 1 to 999 code for a protein of 332 amino acids.